AUGGAUAAACUCUUGGAAGAUUUGGCAACCGAGAUUAUCAAAUAUCCAUCGUCAAAAGGAAAUCCAUUCACUUGGCCAGCCCCCGCCGGAAUGCAAGGAGAUUGCAUGGCAUUUAGGGCGCGCAUCACAUACGAUUUUUGGAGGUUUUUUAUGCAAGAGGGACGGAAGCUUCUAGAUGAAUAUAACAAGCAAAAUGGCACUGAAAUAAAGGCGCGCAUCACAUACGAUUUUUGGAAGUUUUUCAUGCAAGAGGAACGGAAGCUUCUAGAUGAAUAUAACAAACAAAAUGGCACUGAAAUAAAGGUGAAUAGGGAGAAAAUCUUGACAUCAAAGGAUCAAGACCGAUUAGGAUUGUAUAUACGCAAAAUGAUAAAGGAAGAAUACAAGAAGAAUAAUAUGAAAGGAGUAGACAUCACUUUAAGGAAAAGUUUGCUUAAAAUAGGUGAAAAUGAGCCCAUGAAGCCAGCGGUGGUGGCUAUCCUGUUGGAUAUGGACCUAAGUAACUGGAAUGGGCUGCCUCUAGAUCAGUUACUUACCGACAAGGAAAAGGAUAGCACCCAUGAAGCCAGCGGUGGUGGCUAUUCUGUUGGCUAUGGACCUAAGUAA
Strongylus vulgaris is the source of this 606-nucleotide messenger RNA. The record is from the annotation of a GenBank genome assembly. Lineage: Eukaryota; Metazoa; Nematoda; Chromadorea; Rhabditida; Strongylidae.